AUGCCUGUUCUCAAAAAAUUAUCUUUAGCCUUCCUUCGUCGUACGGAAAAGGUGGUUGUAAAAAGUCUCAGAGAAGAAUUAAGGCAAUCGAAAAUAGAGUUGGAAGAGAUGAAACAUAAUGCCAUAAAAAUUCAAGAAAGAAACAGAGAGUUGAUAGAUGAGAGAUCCAAGUUGCAAAAGGACAUACUGGAACUCGUGAAAAAGGAACAAUGGGAAAAGAGAAAUCAAGUUUUGGUUGAAUUGGAGUUGAAUAAAGAAAGAGAACAGUGGAAAAAAGAAAAAGAGCAGUGGGAAAAAGAGAAGCAAAAGUUGAUCGAAGAGAAAGAGCAGUGGGAAAAAGAGAAGCAAAAGUUGAUCGAAGAGAAAGAGCAGUGGGAAAAAGAGAAGCAAAAAUUGAUCGGAGAAAAAGAGCAGGGGGGAAAAGAGAAGCAAAAAUUUGUUGAAUUUUCAUUUAGAGGUG
Messenger RNA from Acaulospora morrowiae, 460 nucleotides. Lineage: Eukaryota; Fungi; Glomeromycota; Glomeromycetes; Diversisporales; Acaulosporaceae. The record is from the annotation of a GenBank genome assembly.